This is a messenger RNA of Rotaria sp. Silwood2, 762 nucleotides long. The record is from the annotation of a GenBank genome assembly. NCBI's taxonomy places the organism in Eukaryota, Metazoa, Rotifera, Eurotatoria, Philodinida, Philodinidae.
AUGAUAUCAAAUAAUGAGCUAGAAACUUUAAAAGACUCCCGUGGCCAAUUCAUUUCGAUCAAUUCAUUUUUUUCUACCAGUACAGAUAAAGAGCAAGCUUGUUCAUUCCUUAAGGCUCCUGAUAACACAGAAAAUUUAGUAGGUGUAUUAUUUGAAAUCGAUGCUGACCCUAGGAUGGCUAUAACGAAACCAUUUGCUGAUCUUAGUGAAUUUAGUGAAUAUGAAGAUGAAGCUGAAGUGCUCUUUAUGAUCGGUUCGAUUUUUCGAUUGGGCAAUGUGAAGCACAGCAAAAAUGAUCAAGUGUGGAUCAUUCAAAUGACAUUAUGCAAUGAUGAGGAAUAUGAUUUAAAACAAGUUCUCGUGGAUAUGAAAGAGCAAUUUGUGACCGACGAAAUAAAUCUUCGAACGUUAGGAAAAAUACUAUGGGAGAUACCAAAGCCUGGUCUUGCUCAAAAAUAUUUUAUGCGCAUGUUGGAACAACUGUCACCUGACGAUCCAUUAAGAAUUGAUUUGUAUUUGGAUCUUGCCACAAUUGAAUCACAUGCUGGCAACAAGGAAAAGCAUUUGAAAUGGCGACAAAAAGCAAGUGAAUUGAAGAAGCAGCUUCAAUUGAGUUCUUUAUUCAGGACGGGUAAAUCAAAGAAUCUUGUCGAUGCUUCAAAAUCAUCGGAAUUACGUACUCCAUCGGUCUUACCAACAUCCAGACUAACAGCGGAAUCUAUGACCACAAAACCAGGUAUGUUAAAUGAACGAACAACAUAA